AGAGCGCCAGUUGGCAGUUGGAGCCCCCAGCGUAAACCAGUGUCGUUGGCCAUGCGAGGAAUGGAGCCGUUGCCGCUUAGCCGCGAGCCCCCACCGCCACCUCCCAAGCACCACCGCGGGAUCGGCUUCUCGAUCGAGGCGCUGAUGAGUUCGCCCGCCGUGCCGGCGGCACCGACGAGCCUGCUUUGCAUGUGGCCCGCCACCGCCGAGUGGAUGAUGCGUGCCGCGCUGCAACCGCCGCACGGAUUCUUUCCCGCGGCCGCGCCCCGGUGCGAGCCCAGGAGCGAGCCGGCAACAGGCGAGACGUCUCCGGUGUCCAGCUGCCCGCCAUCACCGCUGGCCUGGUGUCACACCGCGGGCGACUCGGCCGCAGCCUCGGACAGCGACGGCGACUGCGGCCCUCCUCACGAAGGCAGCCCGCGACCGGCGAGCCUCGUCGGACGUCCCGAGUGCGCCGACAAACGCAGCGGCCACGCGGCCCACCACCAAGCGCAGCACGGACACAGCCAAAGCCAAUCCGCAUCGCAGCACCAGCACCAGCAACACCAGCAGCAGUGCCGGCGCCGGCGCACGGCUUUCACGAGCGAGCAGCUGCUGGAGCUGGAGAAGGAGUUCCACUCCAAGAAGUACCUGUCCCUGACAGAGCGGUCGCAGAUAGCGCACGCGCUGCAGCUCACCGAGGUGCAGGUGAAGAUAUGGUUCCAGAACCGGCGCGCCAAGUGGAAGCGCGUCAAGGCCGGGCUCACCGCCGGCCGCGGGCCUCAGCAGCACUCGGACGCGCCACGGAUCGUAGUUCCCAUUCCGGUUCACGUGAACAGGGUGGCGCUGCGCAACCAGCAACAGCAGCAACAGGCCGAACCAAAGGGGCCGGG
This is a messenger RNA of Dermacentor silvarum, 872 nucleotides long. Its product is annotated as homeobox protein GBX-2. Lineage: Eukaryota; Metazoa; Arthropoda; Arachnida; Ixodida; Ixodidae. Gene Ontology annotation, biological process: regulation of transcription by RNA polymerase II; regulation of nervous system development. The transcript has 2 exons. The record is from RefSeq and is a predicted model, not a curated record. Gene Ontology annotation, cellular component: nucleus. The annotation marks the transcript as partial. Gene Ontology annotation, molecular function: DNA-binding transcription factor activity, RNA polymerase II-specific; RNA polymerase II transcription regulatory region sequence-specific DNA binding.